Messenger RNA from Scedosporium apiospermum, 2007 nucleotides. RefSeq names its product Glycosyl hydrolase family 47. The coding region runs from base 1 to 2007 and encodes 668 amino acids. Gene Ontology annotation, cellular component: membrane; endoplasmic reticulum. The transcript has 3 exons. Gene Ontology annotation, molecular function: mannosyl-oligosaccharide 1,2-alpha-mannosidase activity; calcium ion binding. NCBI's taxonomy places the organism in Eukaryota, Fungi, Ascomycota, Sordariomycetes, Microascales, Microascaceae. The record is from RefSeq and is a predicted model, not a curated record. Gene Ontology annotation, biological process: carbohydrate metabolic process; N-glycan processing.
AUGGCUUUUUCCGUCCCCCGAAACGUUCCCUCCUUCUCGAAUCCCCAGCGCAAACUCGAAGACCAAUUAUGGGCAUCGUCGGGCAUGUCCUCUCGCAGCACAACUCGUGGUUCCGCGCUUCUUCACAACGUCCAAGACAGAGUCGAGAAUCUCCUAGAAGGCGGCGGUCGUUUACCGAUGUAUAAGGACAAGCCGUACACGUACGCGGCGUCGCGGAGGAUGCGACCGCUAUGGCGACGAAGGAGGGUCAUGGCCUUCCUUGGCGUGGUGCUGCUGCUAGCCGUCAUGUACUACAAUGGCGCCUUUUCGCGCGAACGAGAAGGAAGGGCGUCGGUGUGGAGCUGGAAGUCGUUGACGGAGGCGCCGAGGGGAAGGGUGGAUUGGGAGAAGAGGAGAGAGCAUGUCGCGAGGGCCUUUGAGCAGAGUUGGGAUGCAUAUGAGAGAUAUGCGUGGGGCUACGAUGAGUACCAUCCCGUGUCGAAAGGACGAAGGAAUAUGGCUCCGAAGGGUCUUGGUUGGAUAAUCAUUGAUUCGCUUGAUACAAUGAUGAUCAUGAACCAGACGGAGAGGCUCAGCCAUGCGAGGGAGUGGCUACAGAAUACCUUGACGUGGGACCAAGACCAGGACGUAAACACCUUCGAGACGACGAUUCGAAUGCUGGGUGGCUUGCUGUCCGCGCAUUACCUAUCGACCGAAUUCCCCAACAUGGCGCCGGUAGCCAAGGACGCAGGCGGCGAGGAUUUGUACCUUGAAAAGGCCAAGGAUCUUGCCGACCGUCUGAUGGUAGCCUUCGACUCUGACUCGGGUAUUCCAUUCGCGAGCGUCAAUCUGGGAACCCUGCAACCCAUCCCCUCGCACGCGGAUAACGGAGCGUCCUCAACAGCCGAAACCGCAACGCUGCAGCUCGAGUUCAAGUAUCUCGCUAAGCUUACAGGAGAGAAAUUCUACUGGGAUAAGGUUGAAAAGGUCAUCAAGGUCAUCGACGACAACGGCGCCGAGGAUGGUCUCGUACCCAUCUACAUCUAUCCCGAUUCCGGCAAGUUCAAGGGUCGUAACGUGCGCCUUGGCAGCCGCGGCGAUUCCUACUACGAAUACCUUAUCAAGCAGUACCUCCAGACGAACAAAGCAGAGCCCAUCUACGAGGAGAUGUGGGAUCAGGCCCUCGAAGGUGUCCGCAGGCACCUCAUCACUUAUACCGAACCCUCCGGCUUCACCAUCAUCGCUGAGCGCCCCGAAGGUCUCGAUGCGCCGCUUUCGCCUAAGAUGGACCACCUCGUCUGCUUCAUGCCCGGUACCAUCGCCCUCGCUGCCACAGGCGGUUUGCCCCUCUCCGAAGCCCGCAAACUAGCCACCUGGUCGCGCAAGGAUGAAGAAGACAUCAAGCUGGCCGCCGAGCUGACCCACACAUGCUGGGCCACCUACAAGUACAUGGCCACCGGUCUCGCCGCAGAAAUCACCCACUUCAACGUCGGCAAACCCCCUCUUUCCGAAGGCGCCGCGCACCCGACCCCGCCUUCUGUCCUCAGCUCUUCGGACGCCGACGCUCCUUGGCGAGCGGAUUUCAUCGUCAAGCCGGCAGACGUACAUAACCUGCAGAGGCCCGAGACCGUCGAGAGCCUGUUUUACAUGUGGCGUAUCACGGGCGACGUGAAGUACCGGGAGUGGGGUUGGGAGAUGUUCAUGAGCUUCAUGGAACAUACGGCCGUCGAGGGUGGGGGCUUUACGAGCUUGACAAAUGCGAAUAAAGUGCCGCCCGUGACGAGGGAUAAUAUGGAAAGCUUCUGGUUGGCCGAGACUUUGAAGUAUUUCUAUCUCCUCUUCUCCCCCGAUGAUCUCCUCCCUCUGGACAAGGUCGUAUUCAACACCGAGGCACACCCAUUGCCUCGGUUUGAAAUGGGCCGACUCUUCUCGACGGGCUGGGAGCGGAAGCCUAGAGAUCGGUUUGGCAGGAUCAUCAAGAAGGAGGAGGUAUCGGCUGAGGAUAAGCCAAGUAAAGAGGGGGAGUAA